This is a messenger RNA of Caenorhabditis briggsae, 378 nucleotides long. Gene Ontology annotation, molecular function: hormone activity. Gene Ontology annotation, cellular component: extracellular region. The transcript is spliced from 2 exons. Bases 1 to 378 code for a protein of 125 amino acids. The record is from RefSeq and is a predicted model, not a curated record. Lineage: Eukaryota; Metazoa; Nematoda; Chromadorea; Rhabditida; Rhabditidae.
AUGAACUCUGCUAUCAUCUUCUCUCUCUUCGCCAUCGUCGGCAUCGUCAUGUCCGACUCCUUCCGCCGUCAGUUGCCGGACGACAUCAAUAAUGUCCUCCCGGAUCUGGACAUCACCCCAUACGGGCUCGGCUUCCUUGAGGCCCAACUUCAGGUGGUCAACGCCCUCCAGCACAUGGAGAGCCCGCAACAGCAGGAGCAUCGUAUUGCCAAGAGCCGGCUGCCACGUGGAUUCCGCCUCUGUGGAGCUACACUCAAUCGCAAUGUCCUCGAUUUUUGUGGGGAGCCGUGCCAGGCUGGAGGGGAAAUCGACAUCGCAACUCUCUGUUGCUCCAGAAAGUGCACAUUGGCCAACAUCAAGGAGGCAUGCUGCCCAUGA